GCGCCAGUUUUGAGCGUACACAGAUUUGGCAAAGGACCGGAUACGCAAGUUUUCUGCACGGUGUCUCCCGCGCGCACGCAGCCGUCGCUUCAAACCGGCCUCCAUUUGAGUUAGGACGUGCCGCUCUCCCUCCCGGCGCGCGCUCUACGCCGUCGACGAGGCGCCGCACGCAAGCAAAAAUGGCCAUUGCACCCGAGGACAUGCUCGAGCAGCUCAACAAGCUCGCCGCCUCAGUCAUGGGCGUGCGCGACGCGCCGGAGCCCGUCGUGGCAUUGUGCUGCCGCGUGCUCGGCUCGACGCUCGCGACGCGGGCGCCACGGCGCGACAGCAGCAGCACCCAACGGUUGAGGGACGUCGACGCGCUGCGGACGAAGGUCGAAAAGGCCAAGGGCGCGCGCGCCGCGCUCCGCUUUGAUGAAUUAAGGACGCAGCUCCGGGACGCCGACGCGCUGAGCGUCCGGGGCGCGGACGGCCUCGUGGAGUUGCUGGGGCUCGUGAGCGGCGACGCGCAGACCGCGGCGCCCUUCGCGUCCGUGUGUAGAACAGGAGGCGGGUUCUCGCGCGAGACCCCUCUCGAGGAAGAAACAGAGACUCCGAAGAAGGACUGGGGCCUCGCAGGGUGGCGCGCGGGCCCGCCUCCCUCAAAAACGGGGCUGGACGUCGUUGAAGAGGAGCGGUUACUGGUGAGGGACUGCCUGUAUGCCUUACAAGGCAUCGACGGGCGGUAUGUUUCACGGGAUCGGAGUUUGGAUGAUACCGUGCCGAGCGUGGACCGAUUGGUCGCUCCCAAAUUAUCGACGGUCGACGGCGUGCGCGAGGUUUGUGAAUUGGGCUGGUUGUACGAACGCUGCGAUCGGUUUUGCGCUUCUACGUCAACGAACGAGGGGCGAUGCCGGGGCGCGUUGCGAGCUGCCGUGCGCGACGAGCUUUCAGAUUACUAUCGGCUCGUUGCCGUGUUGGAAGCGCAAUUGAGGGACGAGGGCUUGUCGCUGAGACGAUUACUCGUGUGGCUCGUCGAGCCGCUCGAACGAUUACGGCUCCUUGCGAACGCCUGCGACGCGUGCGCGCCCCAGGAUCUGCAAGGAGGGGCCCUCUGCGCAUCACUAGCCCGAUUAGCGACGCACGGCGACGACCGCGUCCGAGACUUGGUCGAGGGUCUGCUCGCGAAAACGUCGGAGCCGGUCCUCGCCGCGAUCCGGCGGUGGGUCUGCUCCGGGAAGUUGCUGCCAGAUCCAGCUGGGGAAUUUUUCGUCCAAGAGACCGGUGACGAGGACGACUUCUGGGCGGCGCGGUUCUGUUUGAGACCGCGCAUGGUGCCGGCCUUCCUCUCGGAGGACGUCGCAUCCAAGAUUUUAGUGGUGGGCAAGACGCUGACGUUCCUGCGACGGUGUUGUGGGGACGACCGGCCGGCCUUCGCUUCUGUGAGUGAUGAGGCCUUUGCCUACGGGAGUCUGAAUCUUGAGAAAGUGGUCGAGGAGGCGUAUGAACGGACGAACCAGCGCGUCCUCAAGGCGCUGAAGGAGGACUUCCGGUUAUUGGACCACCUGAAGGCGCUGGAGUCGUGCGUUUUGUUAGCUCAAGGGGAUUUUGCGUUGCAAUUGGUCGAUGGCUUCGACGCUGCCGCCCAAAAGAGGCGGGGCGCCUUCGGGAGCUCCGGCGCGGACGCCGUGGCCGCGCUCGACCGGGCCGUCCGGAACUCGAACGCGUGCCGGUUGUUUGAGGGCGCCGUGCAGCGUCUGAAAGUGGUCGUGCUCGAAGGCGACGGCGUUUCCUUCGGCCUGGACUACGACGCGCAGCCGCCGAUCGACGCUGUGGUGGACGCGGGCGCGCGCGAGUUUUACGGAAGGGCGUUUUCGGCGUUGCGGUCGCGACGGCGCGUCGAGGCGCGCCUGACGGACGCCUGGCGGUCGCUGGCGCUCGCGCGGCGCGUGCGCGGGCUCGGGGCGCCGGAGCGCAAGGCACUGCGGAAAGCGGCUCUAGCGCGCAACGAGAUGGCGACGCUCUCGGCGACGGUGAGCGCGCACGUCGCCGACGCGUUUGCCGGGGCCUGGAAGCGUUUGGAUCAGGACGUCAGUAAGGCGGACGGCCUGGACGCCGUGCGACGGGCCCACCGCUCGUAUUUGGACGCGAUCGCGUCGGACGCGCUCUUCGCGCCGCGUUCGGGAAUUCCGGAGGAGGGCGUGCCGCCCGACGAGGACCUGGCGGCGGGGGCGCUGGCGACGCACCUCGAGGCAGUGUUACAGGCGGCCCAGCGGUUCUGCGCGUUGGUCGAUGCCUUUGUUGCUGAUGCCGUCGCGGGCGAUUCUCGAGCUCAGACAUUAGCGGCGCGGCUCGACGACUCGACGGCCCACUUCCGGGCGGCGGCGCGGCGGUUUACGCGUCUCUUGAAGCGGGCGUCGGAGGACGAGCCCGAGGCGACGAAAUUGGCUUUUCGCCUUGAAGUGGUUGGCCAGGCGGUAGAGUAACAACAUUUCACUUACA
Molecule: messenger RNA, 2481 nt
Organism: Pelagomonas calceolata
Lineage: Eukaryota; Pelagophyceae; Pelagomonadales; Pelagomonadaceae
Source: the annotation of a GenBank genome assembly